Molecule: messenger RNA, 2813 nt
Organism: Neoarius graeffei (lesser salmon catfish)
Lineage: Eukaryota; Metazoa; Chordata; Actinopteri; Siluriformes; Ariidae
Product: serine/threonine-protein kinase pim-3
Exons: 6
Coding region: 447-1421 (324 amino acids)
Biological process (GO): protein autophosphorylation; regulation of mitotic cell cycle; negative regulation of apoptotic process
Cellular component (GO): cytoplasm
Molecular function (GO): protein serine/threonine kinase activity; ATP binding
Source: RefSeq, a predicted model, not a curated record
GAUACGGUGCACGCGGAGGGAUAUUGCUCCACACGCGCGUCAAAAUAUUGCCGUUAUAGGAGUAGGAUUAGUCCGCGCCACAGCUCAGACGCAGCACGGGCUGGUCGGUUAAUCAGAUAUCUCCGAAAUUGAGCGAUAUUUACAUUAAUAUAACGCCAACUCAAGUCUUCUUGAUGUUUAUCAAGGGGACGAGUGUGACCCAGGAUUUUCCCCAGUUGAGGAUUGUGUUUAUUUGAGUGCUGGAUUGACUUUUUUUUUUUUUUUUUCCGGCGGCGUUUUCUCUGAGACGCUGCGCUGCUGCAUCAGGGCUCUAACGGAUCUAUCGAGAAGCUUCGCCUCAUCUGUGUGAGCAGCACAGCUCGAGCCUUUUCUCCAUAAACUGGACUUGUGCUAUAACCAUUAUAGAAGAGGAAUUCAUUUCCAGUUCCACCUCAUGCGCUGAAAAUAUGCUGCUAUCAAAGUUUGGCUCUUUUUCUCACAUCUGCAGCCCGAACAGUGUGGACCAUUUACCGGUGAAAAUCCAGCUUCAGCCAGUGAAAGUGGAGCCAGAGCCGUUUGAGAAGGUCUAUCAGGUGGGCUCGGUGUUGGGAAGCGGGGGAUUUGGGACAGUUUACGCCGCCAGUCGGAUUUCUGACAGUUUACCGGUUGCAGUUAAACAUGUUGCAAAGGACAGAGUCACAGAAUGGGGAUCCAUUAAUGGUGUGAUGGUGCCUCUGGAAAUCGUGCUGCUGAAAAAAGUAGGCUCCAACUUUCGAGGAGUCAUAAAGCUGCUGGACUGGUACGAGAGGCCGGAUGGCUGGCUGAUCGUCAUGGAGAGGCCAGAGCUGGUCAAAGACUUAUUUGACUUCAUCACGGAGAAGGGCGCCCUGGACGAGAGCACAGCACGGGGCUUUUUCCGCCAGGUAUUGGAGGCUGUUCGGCACUGCUACAGCUGCGGCGUCGUCCACAGAGACAUCAAAGAUGAGAACCUGCUGGUUGACCUGCGCACUGGGGAACUCAAGCUGAUUGACUUUGGCUCGGGGGCCGUUCUCAAGGACACGGUGUACACCGAUUUUGACGGUACGAGAGUGUACAGUCCCCCGGAGUGGAUACGUUUCCAUAGAUACCAUGGCCGCUCAGCCACCGUCUGGUCACUAGGGGUGCUGCUGUACGACAUGGUGUGUGGAGAUAUUCCCUUUGAGCAGGACGAGGAAAUCCUCAGAGGACGACUCUAUUUCAGACGGAGAAUCUCAGCAGAGUGCCAGCUGUUGAUUAAGUGGUGUUUGUCCCUGAGGCCAUCAGACAGACCAACUCUGGAGCAGAUCUUUGAGCAUCCAUGGAUGCGUCAUGCUGAAGUGUCCAAGACGGAGGAGGGUGACAUCCGGCUACGUACCAUCAGUACAGACUCUUCCAGCAUGAGCUCCAGCAAGGAGAGCCUUUGAAAGAAAUAAUGUCUUGCUCUGAAAAAAGAGCUGGGACUCAACAGACUUUUAAUCUGCAUCCUUGCCUUCCUGGGGCUUGCAGAUUCCUUUUUUUUUCCUUUUGUAGGGAAUCAUAAUUUAUUACAGUUUGCUCUUCCUUUCAGUCUUUAUUAUUAAUUUUUUUUUUUUUUACAAUUCAUAAAAUUUGUUUCCUGAUGGGAAACAUUUGCUGUUUUGGGUGGACGUACCAGCAUUUAUUAUUAUUAUUAUUAUUAGUAUUAUUAUUAUUAUAUUGUUACAAGGCUGGUUUAUGUAUCUGGCAAGCCUCCUACACAGAUGUGGCUGCUCUCAUAGAGCUUGGACAACUUUUUAUUUAAAUGUUUUAAUUUUUGAUUUGGAGUGCCUUUUUGAAAGCUGCUGUUGGGGGGGCUUUCAUUGUUGCUUUUGUCGUUUUGUUUGAAAGUUUCCCUUGAGUUGGUUUGGAGGUUACAUGGUGUUUGGUGAUCGACCACUGCACCUCCAGCUAGCUCAAGGGUCUUACAGUGGGGAGGGGAUGACUGAUAGAAAUACUUGAAACGCACACACUCACUGCGUCUCUUUCUAACGCUGCUCAGUCACAUUUGAGCCUAUAUAGGUUGUCUAGAAAUUUUUUUUUUUAAUUUAAUUUAAUUUUUUUUCUCUGAAUGUGUAUAGAGAUUUGGUAUAACCGCUGUACCUUUGGAGGGUCUGGAACACUCCCUCCCCUUAGCUUACUUUUCUGCUCCUCAUCCCACUGCUGAAACUACAUUAGUCUGUCUCCUGGGUUUUGGGGGACCCUGGUGUGAAAAUGCACAAUCAAUGCAAUAUUCAUGAAUCCUUUUUCCCCCCUCUUCUUUUUUUUUUUUUUAAAGAUAAAUGUGUACAGGGUUUUUUUUUUUUGUACAGUUUUCUUCUUUGCAUUUAAUUUAUUUGUAACAUGUAGACAUUCCACACUCUGUGGCUAUUUAUUUUUUAUUUAUUGUCAUGCUUAAAUCCCAAAAUUUGCAUCUUUAUGUGGCCUUUUUUUUGCAUUCCUGUUUUUUUUUAAAACAACAAUUGGACAAGAGAUAGUGGAUGCACUGAAGCUGUUGUCAAUGUUAAAAGGAAUAAAAACAAACAAGGUUUACUUAAAUUGAAAGAGCGAUGAAUGUUAUUUACCUUCUCUUGGUUGUUGUCAUUUCAAAUCAAAAGUCCAUUAAUGUUGUUUUUGGGUCUGUGUAAUCUCCCUAGAACAGAUGGAAGUGUUUUGCAGAAUUGCAAUGGGAUGGGGUAUACCUAUCACUGGCUACACAGCCUUGUGUUAGAUAUUCUCUCUAUAGUAAAAGUUGUAUGAAACCCAAUGGAAAUCCUAUUUUUAUACAAGAACAUUUCAAUUAAACUUUCAUUUGUACAGAA